UGCUGCCGGCUCCCUACGUCCUCCAGGAGGUGCAGGUCGGCAUCAUAAACACCACCAUGUGCAACUACCUCUACAAACAGCCUGCUUUCCGCCUUGACAUCUGGGGAGACAUGGUCUGUGCCGGCGAUGCUGAAGGUGGCAAGGAUGCCUGCUUCGGUGACUCGGGUGGACCCUUGGCCUGCGAGGAGAGAGGCCUGUGGAUUCAGGUUGGAAUCGUGAGCUGGGGAGUGGGCUGUGGGAGGCCCAACCGGCCCGGGGUCUACACUGACGUCAGUAGGCAUUUCCGCUGGAUCCGGACACUGAUGGCCCGUGGCACACCCAAGCCGGACCCAACGCAGCUGCUGCUGCCCCUCGCUCUGCUCUGGGCUACCCCACUCCUGUACCCGGCCUGAGCCCAACAGAGCCUCUGAGAGUCGGGGCCAUCUGCUGGGUCAGGCCCAGUCCCCUUCCGUCCCCUUCCUA
This is a messenger RNA of Ceratotherium simum simum (southern white rhinoceros), 462 nucleotides long. Lineage: Eukaryota; Metazoa; Chordata; Mammalia; Perissodactyla; Rhinocerotidae. The record is from RefSeq and is a predicted model, not a curated record.